Molecule: messenger RNA, 535 nt
Organism: Paramecium primaurelia
Lineage: Eukaryota; Ciliophora; Oligohymenophorea; Peniculida; Parameciidae
Source: the annotation of a GenBank genome assembly
AUGAAAGGUAAUGAUCGCCCAAUUAAAAUAAAUCCUUCCGGGAAAUAUAAUCUUGAUUUUAUCGAUUGGAAUAAUGAAUGGGCUGCCGUAUACAAUAAUGGAUAUCGUCAUGAUGGGAAGAUGGAUUGUAACUGUUAUACAUUAAUUAAGAAUGCCCCAUUUAGGGAAUGUCACUUGAAACCUUUAAUAAAUUAAUUGUAAUUAUAUGAAAUUUAAGAUAUUUAGUCUGAGGAAUUUGAGAGAUUUGAGUUUGAAUAAGAGGAUAUGAAAAAUGAAGAAAAUAAAUUAGAAGAAUAAUUUGUAGGAUAAAUCAAAAAAAUGAAAAUGGGAAAAUCAUCAAAAAAUUGUUCAAUUUGCAUUAAAGAUUUUGUCAAAGGUAUUGAUUAGGUUUAAUUCCCAAGGUGAAAUCAUAAUGAAGUUGCCAUGCAAUCAUAUAUUUCAUGAAGAUUGUAUAGUUCCUUGGUUUUAAAAGGCAAGUAAAUGUCCAAAUUGUAAAUUUGAUGUUAAAGAACACUUUAAAAGUUAAUAAUAAUGA